AAUCGGGGUCAGUUAUCAUUUCUUCUUGAAGUAGUUCCCAUCGUAGAUAAAGAGAGUGGCAGAGAACCUAUUAACUGCCAAGAGACAGAAUAUGAAGUAGAGACUAUAAAGUUGUAAAGGCACAACCUUUCUCCAAUCUAAUUCGAGGUGGUGAAUGAUGGGUAACCUUCAACAUUGCUUGAUUCCCUUGUAGUAUAUAUAGCGUCAGAAUGUUCAAUGCUUGGUAUUGUUAUUAUAGGUGAUUUACCCAAUUCCCUGAAUUCACAAUGAAAUCUGCUCUUAUAAGCACUAAUUCCUUGCACCCAUUUGCUCCGUUCGGUGCGCAUAUAUCCUCUAAGCGAAAGAAUCCCAAUGUAUUCUGCAUAAAACCCAUUGCUUUGCCCGCCAUACUCUCCUCGAAAUCCCAGCCCAAGCCAUCCAGAUUGGUUGCGCUAUGCGCUUCACAUAACGCAAGCCUUUCGAAUGCCGAACUGAAGGGUCGUGGGGUGGAGGAGAUUCCGAGUGAAGACUUUGUUGAAGAUGAGAAUUCACAAAGUCGAUGGAAUGUGGAAGUGGGGAGCCCCAGUGUUCCGCCCAAUGUUCUGCCGGCGGCCAAGUUGAGCUUGAGUGACCAAGCUUUCUUUCUCCUGGCCUUCAUUGCUUGCACGACUGCUGUGGCAUUCACUAGCCUUAUUACUGCAGCUGUCCCAACACUACAUUGUUUCAGGAAAUAUGAAGACCUUUUGUCAUUCUGCGAUAAAAAAGGGAGAGUAAUGAUGGGAGAUGAUGGAAUGUCUGCAUAUUAGUUUUUGUCACUGAAUUGCCAAAGGGGGAGUUUGCUAGUAUUUUUGUCGACAAUUAUCUCUAGGAUUUGGUUAACUUUUUCAAUGCGUAGGUAUACUGUAAUCUAGAAUGUGCAGGAUUCUAGUGUUAUAGGAUAACUUGAGAUAUUUUGCUUGAUAGUAGAUAUGAUGCGGCUAGGCUAUCGGUUGACC
Molecule: messenger RNA, 974 nt
Organism: Corylus avellana
Lineage: Eukaryota; Viridiplantae; Streptophyta; Magnoliopsida; Fagales; Betulaceae
Source: RefSeq, a predicted model, not a curated record